AGCCAAAGCGCACCAGAGCAGCUCCACUCCGCGCGCACUGGAUUUCUGUCCGUCUGGAUUUAAUAAACUCCAGUCACCUUUAUGUCGCCUUUAUGGCACCAAACAGUGGCAGCGUCAUGUGGAAAACCCACUGAAUAGAGGACUUCCUCUGUACAAGACCAUACAGUGAAAAGGACAUCUGAACAUCUCAACGAACAUGGAUUAUGGCAAUGAUGUGGACUUGUCUAACAACAACAUUACCCCUUUGUGGAGGAGGCGGUCAGAUAACUGCAGAAGUCCCCAAAUCUCACGAAACGCUAAACCACGACCGGUCAGCUAUCACAUCAAUGGGGUCAUGACGACGGAUUUCCCUGUGGAGGACAAGUGCUCUUUUACCCUGAGCCAACCUGAUGAAAGGAUACUGGUGACGCCCACUCCCAACACAGCAGUGCUCAAGCAUGUGCUCAACAAACCUACCAAAAAGAACCGUGUUGUUCGUAGCAUCAGCAUUGGGCACUUUUCCAACGGACGCUUCUCACUUCCGAAAUUUAGGUCUGAGGACAAUAGAUCUGCAUCCCUGGACAAUAGGAUUUGUAAUGGGGGAUCUGACAAAGGGAAAUAUAAUAAUGGUAUGACAGUGUGGCCUGAAAAGAAGUGGCUAUCCGGACAACUCAGUCUGAACUCACAGAAAGAGGCAUUAAGGACAUCUGACAUUCACUCUUCUCUCUCUCCCCCACAAACUCCAAAUGGUAACAGCUAUGAAGAACUGUCAUCUUCAUCAUCAAACUGCUCUCCACUUUGUCGGACCCCCACCCCGUCCCACAGCUCCACAUCCAGCAUCCCAUCUCUGUCCUCCCUCAACUCCUCGGACCCCCCAACCCCACGCUCGUCCUCGCCGGAUAGGACACAAAGCAAAUGCUCUGUCUCUGAAUCACGUCAUUCCUCAUCUUCCUCUACUUCUCCGUCCAUCUCUCCUUCGCCACACAUUGUCCUCAGCACUAACAGUCCGGCCGCUCGGAAAAUGGGCACCCAGCAGAUUAUUCCCAAAGGUUUGGCGUGUGAAGUGCGGCAGAGCAAAGUGACAUCUCCAACCGGGACCCAAGGCCAAGGGUUAGCCGCUUUGUUGGGGUUGGACAACGCCAAGCGGUCGACAAAAGCUCUGAGCAUGGUAGAGACAGGAGCGUAUUUUUCAACAGGGGUGCAGAAACAGGAAGAGGGGGAUGGAGAUAGCCCGGGAACUUUGAGGAGAGGCCUGAGGAGUACGUCCUACAGGAAGGCGGUGGUCAGUGGAGUGGAUGAAGUGGAUAAUGUCUUUCUGGAAGCUAAAAGUUUACAACUGUCUCCAGCUGUCGUCAAAGGGCUAAACAGGGAGAAAACAUCUUCAAAUAGUCCAGCAAGCAGUCCAGCGAGCAAUGCCAGCGCAACCCCAACUAGUCCAAAAUCUCCUGGUACUCCAAAACUUUUCGCACUUGCAAGUCCCAAAACAACUAAACCAUCCAGCCCUAGGACAGCAAAGCCAUCAGGAAAGAUUAAGUUAAGCCCGGAAAAGAAGAAUGUACUGACCAGCCAGCGAACAUUUGAUAGUGAAGAGGAGGAGUUAUACCAGAACUACCAGGAAAAGGCCUUGCAUAACGACUCCGAUGAGGACGCUGAUUCCAGAGAGCCCAAACCUGACAACAACAUCGUGGUGCAGUACAAGCCCCUGCGCACGUCCUGGAGCCAGCUCAGUGUGGUGAAGAAAAGUGGCCUGUCGGAGCGUUUAAGUCAAGAGGAACGCAAAAGACAAGAGGCGAUUUUUGAGGUGAUCUCCUCGGAGCACUCGUACCUCCACAGUCUGGAGAUCUUGAUCCGAAUGUUCAAGAACUCCACAGAGCUGAGUGAGGCCAUGACCAAGACUGAGCACCACCAUCUUUUCUCAAAUAUCACUGACGUCUGCGAGGCCAGUAAAAAAUUUUUCAGUGAGCUGGAGGAGAGACAUCAGCAGAGUAUAGUCAUCCAUGACAUCAGUGAUAUUGUCUGUAAACACGCUCAAUCCAACUUCGACCCUUACAUCACCUACUGCUCCAAUGAGGUGUAUCAGCAGAGGACUCUACAAAGGCUCGUGUCAAAGAAUCCAGCUUUUAAGGAGGUGCUGACCAGGAUCGAGAGCCACCCGGACUGCAGGAACCUCCCUAUGAUCUCUUUCCUGAUUCUUCCCAUGCAGAGGAUCACACGACUGCCCCUCCUCAUGGAUACUAUUUGCCACAAAACACUUAAAGAUUCUGCAGAGUACGAGAAAUGUAAAAAAGCUUUGCAAGCUGUUAGCAAGGUGGUGAGGAAGUGUAACGAAGGAGCUCGCACCAUGGAGAGGACCGAGAUGAUGUACACCAUUAACUCUCAACUGGAGUUCAAAAUAAAGCCCUUUCCCCUGGUCUCGUCCUCAAGAUGGAUGGUGAAAAGAGGAGAACUGACUGCAUUUGUGGAGGACAGCGGUAUCUUUCUGAAACGGACUUCACGACAGCAGGUCUACUUCUUCCUGUUUAAUGAUGUCCUAAUCGUCACCAAGAAGAAGAGCGAGGAGAGUUACACUGUGAUUGACUACGCUUUGAGAGACGAGAUCUGGGUGGGUUCCUGUCAGCCGGAGGACGUGAGCUUGUCUCCAGUCCGAAGCGCACCCAGCAUGCUCAGCUCCAAACAGGGCAGCACCAACCACCUGUUCAGACUCACCUUCAGAAGCAACCACUCAGGGGAGAAGGUCCUCAUGAUCCUUGGGACAGAUUCACUGAAUGAACGUGCUCGCUGGAUCAGUGCCUUGGGACAGAGCGUCAACAACAAGAAAAGCCUUGAUAGAAAUGCUAUGCAAGUGGAGGCAAUCCGGACUUACACAGCUAAGCAGCCUGACGAGCUGUCUCUGCAGGUUGCAGAUGUGGUUCUGAUCUCACAGACAGUAGAUGGCUGGUAUGAAGGGGAGCGCCUGCGGGAUGGGGAGAGGGGAUGGUUCCUUUUGGAAUGCACCCAGCCAAUCACGUGCCAGGCUACCAUCGAGCGCAACAUGCAGAGGAUGGACCGCUUACAGGGGCUGGAGACCAAUGUGUGAAAGGCAGAGGAUGGAAAACAUACAACUUCAGUCCUUUAAGUAAUCUACCUAGACAACAGUCACAGAACCAAGUUAACCAGGCCAGAGGUCCAAGACUGAACCUUAAGGAGUGCUGUUUCAGAAGAAAAAUAAAGUGAAUUUUCUCUAAACAGGCAUAAAUCAAAGGCUGAACAAGUAGGCAGAGGUUUCCCUUAAUUAAGGGUAGCUGUUUGUGUGGGUGGCAGGAGCUGACAGCAGGCGUUUGCCAAAUUCAUUAUUUAUCUGCAAGUUAAAUAACUUCUCACCCACCAACAAAGUCACAGCUUCCACACCUUUUAACAAGUGGCAGUCUAAGAUUUGUCAGAUUUUUAUGUUUCAAGAAUUAGCUGAAUGAUGGUGGUAAUGAGGACCCAGUUUCAUAAAAACUAUUUUGCGUUUUAUUCUAUAAAUCUUGCAAGACAGAUCAAUAGAGGUUGGAUUGGCAGCUCCUCUAUAAUGUAUGGGCAAGUAGAGAAACUUUGCUGGCACUAGUAGAGAAAGAAACAAUAACAACACACAAGGUGUUAAGGAAGACACAGAAAAGCCUGUCUAAUAUCUGGACUUUAAUAUGGAGUGGAGUGUUUUAUUUGUGAUGUUUCUGGGGAGAGAUGAAAUGGCUUUGUGCUGGUGCUGACAGAGCACAGCCCUGUUUUUGAAGUUACUGUCUCAUUUUUUUAGUGGCUAAAGGGAAAUGAAUGGUUUGGUCAGAGUUUUGUGAUAGCACCAUCGAUCAAACCCAUUACUCCAGGGACAUCCCUUUGAGGAAUCUGAGGUCGGACAUCUUACUCCAGAGACUGUUUCACUCAGGGAAAUAUACUUGGCAUGAAUUAACCCAUGUGUACAUGUUGUAUAAAUAAUAACUUGUUGCAUGUAAAUAUGUAUAGGAAUCCGUAUUGCAACAUGUAUGUAUUUUUAAAAUACAAAUUUAUAUGCAA
Messenger RNA from Periophthalmus magnuspinnatus, 4008 nucleotides. Its product is annotated as rho guanine nucleotide exchange factor 26-like. Gene Ontology annotation, biological process: activation of GTPase activity. The coding region runs from base 197 to 3055 and encodes 952 amino acids. Gene Ontology annotation, molecular function: protein binding; guanyl-nucleotide exchange factor activity. The transcript has 15 exons. The record is from RefSeq and is a predicted model, not a curated record. NCBI's taxonomy places the organism in Eukaryota, Metazoa, Chordata, Actinopteri, Gobiiformes, Gobiidae.